Molecule: messenger RNA, 3469 nt
Organism: Phyllostomus discolor (pale spear-nosed bat)
Lineage: Eukaryota; Metazoa; Chordata; Mammalia; Chiroptera; Phyllostomidae
Gene: HEPACAM
Product: hepatic and glial cell adhesion molecule
Exons: 7
Coding region: 350-1750 (466 amino acids)
Source: RefSeq, a predicted model, not a curated record
CCAGUCCGUAUUUAGCCCCACUCCUCAUCUCCCCCGGGCGUGGGGCUCAGCACAGACAGGGAAGAAAUGCCGGGCCCCCGGGACCCAUCAGGUUGGCACCCCCGCUGGAGAUGAUCUCCUCAGCAGAUACCCGCUUCCAAACUGGGGAUGUAGGGCUUUGACACUAGAAAAUGCCAGGUCUGAAGGAGAAGAAAGAACAAGCCCAACAACACACAGAGCUCUGUGUGUUCAGAGGGAAGUUGGCAGGGUUGUGCUCGGGCAGAGAAACUCCGAGUGGUACAAAGGGACGUGCCCAGAGUGAAGAAAUCAUGCUAAUUGUCUGCACCAGAGCUGGAGAACGCCACCCAAAAUGAGGAGAGAAAGGGGAGCCCUGUCCAGAGCCUUCAGCGCCCUGCGCCUCACUCCUUUUGUCUACCUUCUCCUGAUCCAGACAGAGCCCCUGCAGGGGGUGAACAUCACCAGCCCGGUCCGCCUGAUCCAUGGCACGGUGGGGAAGUCGGCCCUGCUUUCCGUGCAGUACAGCAGCACCAGCAGCGACAAGCCCGUGGUGAAGUGGCAGCUGAAGAGGGACAAGCCAGUGACCGUGGUACAGUCCAUCGGCACAGAGGUCAUUGGCACCCUGCGGCCCGACUACCGAGACCGCAUCCGCCUCUUUGAGAACGGCUCCCUGCUGCUCAGUGACCUACAGCUGGCGGAUGAGGGCACCUACGAGGUCGAGAUCUCCAUUACUGAUGACACCUUCACCGGGGAGAAGACCAUCAACCUCACUGUCGAUGUGCCCAUUUCGAGGCCACAGGUGUUAGUGGCUUCGACCACCGUGCUGGAGCUCAGCGAAGCCUUCACCCUGAACUGCUCUCAUGAGAACGGCACCAAGCCCAGCUACACCUGGCUGAAGGAUGGCAAGCCCCUCCUCAAUGACUCAAGAAUGCUCCUGUCCCCUGACCAAAAGGUGCUCACCAUCACCCGUGUGCUCAUGGAGGACGACGACCUGUACAGCUGUGUGGUGGAGAACCCCAUCAGCCAGGGCCGCAGCCUGCCCAUCAAAAUCACUGUGUACAGAAGAAGCUCACUCUACAUCAUCUUGUCCACAGGAGGCAUCUUCCUCCUUGUGACCUUGGUGACUGUCUGUGCCUGCUGGAAACCCUCCAAAAAGUCUGGAAAGAAGAGGAAACUGGAGAAGCAAAACUCCCUGGAAUACAUGGAUCAGAAUGAUGACAGCCUGAAGCCAGAAGGGGAGCUCCCGGCGGCCCACUCGCCAGUGCAGUCCUCACCCAGACCAGCAGGCUGCUGGGAGAAGGCCGAAGUGGGCCACAAGGAGGCCGGCUCUGCAGGGCCCCUUCCCCCCCCAACGGCGCGGAGACUGCAGAGCAGGGAGCGCUGCGGCCAAGCAGACGCCCUUCCCCGAAGCGCGGAGCAGGAGCGGAAGAACCCCGUGGCACUCUACCUCCUGAAGGACAAGGACGCCCCGGAGGCGGAGGAGGAACCUGCGACCGAGGCCCGGAGCUCGACGGAGCCCGGCCCGCCCGCCUACUCCGUGUCACCCGCAGUCCCCGGCCGCUCACCCGGGCUGCCCGUGCGCUCUGCCCGCCGGUACCCGCGCUCGCCCGUUCCCUCCCCGGCCCCAGGACGGACGCACACGUCGCCGUCCCGGGCCCCGGGCUCGCCGGGUCGCUCGCGCGCGCUUCGGACUGCGAGCGGGCGCCUGAUCCGCGAGCAGGACGAGGCCGGCCCGGUGGGGAUCAGCGCCUGAACUGCCCGGGACCCGCCCUCCCCCGCGGGUGCCCGUGCGCUGCCGCCGGGGAGGUGGGAGAGGCCACAAAGCGGGACGAGGGGAGGUCCCGGCUGGGGCGUUCGUUCGUUCUGGGCGCACGGGUCUCACCUGAGGACGUGGGUGAGCGAGUGCAGAUGGGGGACGCAGAGGGGCGCCGGGGAGUGAUUUGGGGAGGAAACCGGGUCGAGUUUGAUUCCGUUCACUGGCAGUGUUCCCGGUGGAUACGGAUUGUACCCCUUAGGACCAUAUAGAUUAUUGCAUAUCCGGCCCAGUCCUUCAAGGGUCUUAGGGAAACUAACAUCAGUGACCUAACUCCUGGUACUGUCCCGUGCCCUCCCUAGGGAGCUCUCCUGCUUCCCCCCCCCCCCGCCCCCCGCAUCUCCCUCCCCUUUGAAGGACUCAGGCACCCUUUCCGGCAAGCCCAAAUGAGAGAGGCCAUCUGCCCAAAACGCACCACGUCUGAACUAAGCGGAGGUUGAAUGCCAGUUCCAGUGUGUGCGGGGCGCUGUUCCGAAGCGUUCUUCCUGUGUCUGUCCCUUGAGGGAAGGGGAUGCCCACGCCCUCCCAGGCCCAGGCAGCUAGAUGAAGUGAAAGACUGUAUUUAAGCCCUCACACCCAUGCCUUCUCCCAGUUCCUUACAAAACAAGCCUUUCAAACAAUCAUUCUUCCCAGAAAGGCUGUUGGCUCCCUCCAGCUUCCAGAGAAUAAGAUUUGACUUUGCAGAGAAGUGGGGAGUUGGGAGGUGGGGGUGGGGAAGCUCACUGCUCCCCAGGUCGUCAGGAAGACAUGAUGCAGCCCUUGGCCUGCGGCCUCCUCCCUGCACGACUCCCAGAUACUCAGAUCCCAAGAGACAGGAGAAGGGCAGACUCCCUAACCACACCAACGUCACAACUCAGAGAGGCAGGCCAGUGUGUAGCCAGGCCCUGCCCAUGCCCCCGCCUAUGGAACAGUUUGUAGAAGAGACAAUAAUCCACUGUGUGAGGAAAGAGGGUCACUAAAAAGCUGAAGGAGGAGACCUUCCGGGUCUUCUGAUCUCUAUUCCCUGGUGCCUGUAGGGGUCCUUGCAUCCCUGGCUCCUCCUCAACCUCCUAAGCUCCAGCUCUGUCUCUCCACCACCUCACAGAGCAAUCCCCAAGGCCCCUGUUCCCCACCCUUCACACUGGAGCAAGUCUUGUCCCAGCCCCAAGGGCAAAAAUAUCUUCCAGUUGGGCCCUCCACCUUUACCUGUCAGCUCACCAGGCCCAGCAGCCCAUGCCCGUGCUCCUCUCCCAGCUCAUUUGGGCAGGUGCGCAGCCCCCGUGGUUAACCAGAACUGCUCCCCUAACCUCCCCAGGUGCCUCAUCCAGAGGUGAUACACGCAGGGUAGGUUGCUCAGGCAGGUGAGAGGUGCGGCACUUGGAGAGGGGGUACGGGCUGGCUGGCCCUGAGAGGCAGGGGUGGAGGUUAGUGUGAGAGGAGGUGAGAGCCCUGCUGUGCUCCACCUCCUGCUGCUGAAUCCCUGGGCCCAGGCCCCGCUUCCCAGGCUCCAGCCACAUCUGCCUGGGGUGGGCGUGGGGGGCGUACUGGGGGUGGUAGGAGAGUGAGGAAGUCGGUUUUGUUUCUAUUUUAUUUUGUUUGGAUCUUCAUCUUUGUAUUUCUAGCAUCCAGCAGAGUGCCUAGCACAUACUGGAUGCUCAAUAAACUGUUGAUGAAAUGAAA